This is a messenger RNA of Ricinus communis (castor bean), 1131 nucleotides long. Its product is annotated as putative invertase inhibitor. The transcript has a single exon. Lineage: Eukaryota; Viridiplantae; Streptophyta; Magnoliopsida; Malpighiales; Euphorbiaceae. Bases 282 to 938 code for a protein of 218 amino acids. Gene Ontology annotation, molecular function: enzyme inhibitor activity. The record is from RefSeq and is a predicted model, not a curated record.
UAACAAUGACAGGUAACAGGUAAUAAAGAGACAUGCAUUUUAGAUUGUUGGGACGCCCUCGAUCGUGAUGUUAUUUAAACAUGGUCACAUUGUAGAAGAGUUUUUCGGCUGAAGAUUAGGGAUAUUGCAAACAGGUUGGCUUUACCUCACAUUGUCAACAGAAUAACCCCAAGAAGACUGUUUAAGAAGUUAAUCCAUGGAUGGUCAAGCUCUUCUGUCGCAGAUAAGUGGCCAAUAACCCAUUUAUAUCCAUUUCUUUAGUAGCUAAAAACCCCUUUAAAAUGCCUCAAUUACCAUCCUUAAAUUUUAACCAUAACCCAAAAACAGAAUCCAUCUCUCCCUUUGCAUUCUUUACAAGAAAAAGAAAAAGAAAAAGAAAAAGAAACAUAAGAGGAAAAAAGUGUUCUGAAACGUUAACAAUGCCUUUCCCAAUCUUGUUCCUGGUCUUACUUCUUGCCGUUCCAACUCACCAAACAGCAACAUCAGAUUUAAUAAGCAAAACAUGUGACCAAACCUUAUACAAGGACUACUGCAAAACUGUUCUAGGAGCAGCCCCAGAGAGUGACGUGAAAGAUUUGCCAAGCCUAACAAAAUAUGCACUAAAGAUGGCAUCAUUAAACGGGGUUAAAAUACACAAGAAGAUUGACCAAAUCUCCAAGUCAAAUAAAGAUGAAUUCAUCCAGCAAUGCCUAGACGAUUGCUCUGAGAUUUACCAAGAUGCAAUUGAUCAAGUUGAAGACUCAACAGCAGCCGUGGAUGGUAAAUCUUAUAAUGAUGUUAAUACAUGGGUGACUGCUGCCAUGACAGACUCCCAAACAUGCGAGGAUGCAUUCAAGGAACAAGAUGGAGUUAAAUCUCCAUUAACUGAUGAUAACACAAAGUUUAACCAGCUUUGCAGCAUUAUUUUGACAAUGUCCAAUCUUUUGGCUAAAAUUUAGCAAAGCUGCAAAAACUUGCUGCUUCUCAAAGCAUGUGCUUAGAGACUACGGUUGGCAGUAUAGUCCUUUAAUGGGGAAUGUAUUAGUACAAUUGGAAUUUGAAUAAGCAGAGCUUUUCUCUUCACAUGUUAAGGUUCUGAUUACUUAAAUCUUUCCAAUAUAUCCAAUAAUUUUCUGGGUUCACAGUUUAUAA